Messenger RNA from Truncatella angustata, 2292 nucleotides. RefSeq lists its product as uncharacterized. The transcript has 5 exons. The record is from RefSeq and is a predicted model, not a curated record. The coding region runs from base 1 to 2292 and encodes 763 amino acids. Lineage: Eukaryota; Fungi; Ascomycota; Sordariomycetes; Amphisphaeriales; Sporocadaceae.
AUGGCAGACCAUUCAAAGAGAAGAGAAGCCGAAUCGGAAGCGGCCGUACAUUCGCAAUCUGAUGACGAGGCACUACCAGCGUAUACUGACAGCACUGAUCAUCAGACACCUGCUGAAAACAUUAAGGGACAAGAACUCGAGGAGUCGACUCCAAGGUUAAAUUUGCUGACCACGAACCUCACAUCUAUCCCUACGGUGGACUCGUGUCUAGCACAUCUGAGACUGCUUCGGGCUUUUGAGGUGUUGAAGCGAAAGACUGGGUACACCGACGGUCUAUGGGAUAUUUGGGAUUCACGGGCCCAAAAUAAGCUCGAUAUCCUGUCCAAGCUGCGAGAAAAGCGAUGGGCGAUCUUUGUUGCUCGAGCAGUGGACCGCUACGAGGCUUGGUGGAAGAGUUUUGUGCCGGAUAUGCUCAAGGAGAAGGACAUGCUUCGGGGAGAUAGCGAAGCACGGAGCUCAAGUUUUGAGUGCUUUACAUCUGUACACAACCUCAUGAAAUGGACCUUGGCUUCAUUGCCUCCUCCUGACAUCCUUCUCGUCUGGCAUACUCACAUGCUUAAUCCGCGGGUCUAUCUUGAAGAUUGCAUCAGAUCGGGCUAUGGUUCUCUAUGGAGUUCGGGUUUGCCAUGGGAUAUUGUUGACCAGAGUAUAAACUCUAUUAGUGAGUUCUCUGCCACGCAAGAAGGCAGGAUAAACUGGUCCGAAAGAACAGGCCAUGAAUGGGCCAAUGAGCAGGACUCAAUGCACAAAGACAUGAAAUGUCCGACAUGUUCGGAGCUCAAGUCAAUUCCAUGGACGACAUGUGGUCAGGAUCAAGGUUCUAAGGAAAAGCCGGGCCUUGUGGGUUCCGGAUAUGGCGAUGGAAACCUGAGCACUACCUGCAAGAAAUGCGGCACCAUCAUCAACGAAGAACUUCUCCGGGCGGCCAAAUUCCGCGCUGAUCUGAGGAACCUUAUCACAAAAGACUGGCCCAUGCCAGGGACAAUUAUUGAUGUUCAGGAUGGUCUAGUCAAGUUACAAGAAGCUAAUAGUGAUCAGCUCUUCCCUAACCGCCUUGCUCGUUUCGGUUUGUUGGUCGAGAUUACCCAAGCGUUUGAACCCGGAAGUUCAACCAGACCUAGCAUGGAAUACAUCCGAGGCAAGAUCGAGGACAUUACUCUUCAAACCAAGUAUCGUCACAGCAGUGAUCAGUUGAAGAAAAUUGACAAAGGGAUCACUGGUGCCAGUACUGCUGCCCAUCAUGUAUUAUCUCAACCAGCUCGAAUGCAGACAAGAUGUAUGAUGUCACGAUACUGGACGAAUACAUCUGUCUUUGGGUUGGAUCUCAAAGGCGCAGUAAUGAGACAGGGCGUUUUUUGUGAGAAGAUGUUCAAGAUCAACUGGCUACAAAGCCCCACUGCAGAAUUCACUAUGGAAAAGCUCCUGAAGAAAUAUGAAAGAUUCUUUGAAAUUCAGGUCGCUAACCCAGGUCAAAUCGUUACACCCACGCUAGAUGUUGACCUCGGCUGGCAUACUCACCAACUCAGUCCACGUCACUACCUGGAGUACGCAACGAAGGAGACAGGUGCCUUCACCGACCACAACGACAAAGUUGAUGAGGACAAGUUGGCUGUCUCUUUUGAAUGGAUGGCCAAUGCUUACCAAGAAAAGUACGGCGAAGCAUACUCAGAGUGCAAUUGUUGGUUUUGUGAAAGUUUGCGGUUCCAACAUGCUUCGUCCCUGACACAAAGAAUGACCAAGCAGAAGGCACCCCAGGUUCGCGAGCCAUGGCGAAAUACUAACCAGAGUGCGACCGAGCCUCCACAUAUAUCUUCGCACCCUUCAGUGACUCCCCUUUCAGAGCGCAACAGUAGCCGACGGACCGAGCGUUUGCUGUUCAAGAAUGAUCUAGAUGCUACUUACACCAAGCUCCUCAAGCAGACUAACCAAUCAGGUCAAGGCAAAGAGCAGAAGAAGUCAUUCUCAUCCAUUUUUAAGUCCUCUUCGUCCAGAAAUACUGCCAACGAUGCAUCGAAAUUGAUCGUAGGCCCCCGAGGUGAAGACAAGGCCGCUCAUUGGGGCAAGUCGGUGCCACUGCUCGGGCCUUGGUCAUCGACCACGUUCGCUGCCCUCACGGAGGAGAUGUACACUGCUCCUCCAGGAGCCAUCCACGAGUCAAAGGGAAGGCCGGGCGUAUGCGCGGCAGGAACUUGUGGUGGUAAGACAGGUUGUGGCAAUGGUGCGAUAGCCAUGUGUGGCGCUGGAUGCACUGGCCUGGAUAAGAACCCUUUUGGGCCCGGCUGUGUGGGAUAA